This is a messenger RNA of Trematosphaeria pertusa, 1749 nucleotides long. Its product is annotated as MFS general substrate transporter. Lineage: Eukaryota; Fungi; Ascomycota; Dothideomycetes; Pleosporales; Trematosphaeriaceae. Gene Ontology annotation, biological process: transmembrane transport. Gene Ontology annotation, molecular function: transmembrane transporter activity. The transcript is spliced from 3 exons. The record is from RefSeq and is a predicted model, not a curated record. The coding region runs from base 1 to 1749 and encodes 582 amino acids.
AUGCGGAGGCCCCGGAAUAGCUACGCGGACGGCGAUGCCUUCGAUGGCAAUGUGCACCGCGACAAGGACGGCCGGCUCGUUACGGACAACGCUGGAUUCAUCGCCGACGAUACGAACAUGCCCAAGGGAUACUAUUACAGUCCCACCUUCAUCGCUACCGUUAUGGCCAUCGGACUCGGGUUCUUCGCUGGUGUGUCGGCAUUUGCGUACGCGGCACCGGUUCUCUCGACUAUCAAUGCGGAUAUCGGCCCGGAUCCGAACAUUACUUGGGUUGCGUUGAUCCACCCUAUCGCGCUGUCCGUUGCCCUGACUGUCAUCGGCCGUGUUACGGAUAUCUUUGGGCGCCGAUGGUUCUUCAUCGGCGGUGCGACUCUUGCUACUAUCGGCACACUCGUCAGCGCUCUCGCAGAGAAUGUCCCCAUGCUGAUCGCAGGCGCUACGAUCAAGGCUCUUGCCGCUUCAACCCAACUGUCUGUCUACUACGCCAUCUCUGAGUUGGUCCCCAUGAAGUACCGCUACAUCGCCAACGGUCUCGUUUACAUCUUCCAAUUGCCCGCCUCGGCGACCGCGCCCGUAAUAGCGCAGUCGUUCGUCACGCAGUCAAGCCUCGGCUGGCGCGGAUUUUUCUACAUCCUGACGGGCGCGAACGCAUUGUCUGGCCUGUUGUACUUCUUCUUCUACUUCCCGCCGGAUUUCCAAGACAAGCAUGGUCGGAGGGAGCAAAAGAAGGAAUGGGUGAAGAACUUCGACUACUUCGGCGUCCUGCUUUACUCCGCUGGCCUGGUGCUUUUCUUGCUCGGUUUGUCUUGGGGCGGCAGCGUCUACCCGUGGAAAUCGGCUUCCGUGGUCUGUGCUAUUGUCAUUGGAGCGUUGUCCCUUAUUGGCUUCUUCUGCUGGGAGACCUUCGCGCCGCUGAAGGAACCCUUGGUGCCGAUGCGUCUGUUCAAGAACCGAGGGUGGGCGAGCUCUGCUAUACUCGCUGGGAUUGGUGCAGGCAUAUACUACGCAAAUGCGAUCGUCUGGCCUCAGCUCUGCCAGAGAGUCUGGGCUAAAGGCGACGUCAUGUACGGCGCCUCUCUCGCCAUCAUUCCCAGCUGUUGCAUGUGCACUGGCCAGAUCAUGGGCGGCGCGUUCGCAAAGAGAGUAAAGAAGCAGAAGUACCAGUGCAUUGCUGGAGCGGUGGUCGGGGGUGCCUUGAUUGCGUCAGCAUCUAUCGUGGACCCGGAUAACAAGGCGCCCACCAUUGUUCUUGUCGGACUCGGUUCGUACGCUCUCGGAUGGAUGGAGACGAUCGCCAUGACUAACACCUUGGUCACCAUCCACGACCAGCAAGAGAUUGGAGCUGCUGCAGGGAUUUCUGGUGCCGUCCGCACCUGCAUCGCAUCGGUUGCCUCCACCAUCUUUACACUCACGUUGAAUACUCGGCUUGCAAGCACCAUUCCGGCUCAUGUGCCGCAGGCGCUCUUGAAAGCUGGUCUCCCAGCCUCGAGCAUUCCAGCAUUCUUGGCCGCACUCAAGACUGGUAAGUUUCAGGGUGUCCAUGGCCUCACGGCGGCUAUCCAGGCAGCGGGCGCGCGGGCGAACGUGUUGGCGUAUACGGCGGCCUUUAAAACGGUAUUCCUGGCAUCCUUGGGUUUCACUGGAUGCGCUGUCAUCGCAGCCAUCCUGAGUCCCAAUGUGGAUAAUAUCUUAGCUGGUAAUGGAGGGGUUAGCGCGACUCUAGGUGGCAGGAAGAACGAGGAGGUCUGA